Leptomonas pyrrhocoris is the source of this 2370-nucleotide messenger RNA. RefSeq lists its product as hypothetical. Gene Ontology annotation, molecular function: protein-cysteine S-palmitoyltransferase activity. The transcript has a single exon. The coding region runs from base 232 to 2370 and encodes 712 amino acids. The record is from RefSeq and is a predicted model, not a curated record. Gene Ontology annotation, biological process: peptidyl-L-cysteine S-palmitoylation; protein targeting to membrane. Gene Ontology annotation, cellular component: endoplasmic reticulum; Golgi apparatus. NCBI's taxonomy places the organism in Eukaryota, Euglenozoa, Kinetoplastea, Trypanosomatida, Trypanosomatidae.
AGAAAGGAAAAAAAAAAGAAUGGGCAUUGCUGGUUGUAACAUAUUUGCCUUCGUGUUGUACGUGCCCAGGAGCCAUCCAUAACGUUCAUUCUUUUCUCUUUUUUUUAUUUGUCUGUGUUUCUUCUCUUUCACCUUGUGCUGCAAGAACAGCAGCUAGGACAUACGUACAACAAGAGUAAUUAAAAAAACAGUGCCCCAUACAUCAUUGCAGUCAGCGUUCUAAAGAGAGACAUGUGGAACGCGUCGUUUUCUAGCAACUCUGCGGUGAGUGCACCGCACUUCCACGAGGAGUCGGCGCUUAGCACGCCUGAUUCGGAUGUGCCGUCACUCACGCACUCGCGGGCGCCAGUGGGGCCAGCGCCCCCUGCUGCCCCGCCAGUUUCCCCCUCUCCACGACGAGGCCCGCCCGGUGGGAGCCUUAGCCACGCCCUGGACCACCCCGGCGUUGCAGCGGCGUCGGCAAAUGCACCGGCGGUGUGCCGCCGCUUAUCGGACCGCGGCACAGAAAGAGUGGAGAACAGAACGAGCAGCGACCCACAGAGCAAACCCGCGAGCGGGAAACGCGUGAUGGCGAACGGCCCGCACGCGCGUGCGCACCACCAAGAUGUGCAUGCCGUUCUAGCACCCGAGCCGUCAUGGCAGCCCAUGCCGCGCGUCACACCAGUGGCAGCAGCCAGUGACACGAAUCACGAGAGCGAUGCCUCUGCAGAAGGACCGUCAGCAGGGGUUGCGCUCAACCCUCUCCGCCGUGAAUGCACGAGCGACGACGUCACGAGCCCAAGCGGGUCCAAGAGCAGCGGAGACGGCAGCAGCAACAGCGAGAGCGGCACGCGAAUGACGAAAGAAUCCGUCGUCGACGACGCCGUGUUGGACAGUAGCGGUGCCGGCGGCGCCUUCUCCCUCACGAGCAUUGUUGCGCCGCGGACUGCGGAGGAGUACUACGAGCAAGUGGCCAAGAUCGAUCAUGUGCGCUGCGGAUUAGGCCAAGAGCUCGAAGGAGACGCGAAGGAUGUCUACGGACCCACCUGGCCCUUUUCAAAGCGUAUGCUCGCCACAAUGGUGGUCGGCCACAGAGAGUGUCUGGCACCGAACUGCGACCACAAGGCACCGCUUCAAGCCGUGACGGGGCCGCAAAUCUGGUCUCUCCUGUUUAUCUACGGCGUGCUCUUCCUGUACCCCGUCUUCACCACCGUCGCCUACGCGGGAAAGAAAGGCUGGGGCGGCAUCAUCCCGCUGUGGGUGCUCUCGUGUGUCACGGCCUUCUUCGUGACGCUGUGCUCCUUCACCAACCCCGGUAUUGUCCCACGGCGUCGCCUGAAGAACGUGACGGACCGCGGCGAUAUCCUCAUUGUGCGUGUGCCCGCACCGAACGCGCAGGCCGUGCUCAACAAACUGCAGGAGCUGCCCGAACUCGCGUCCUCAAGCAAGAGCAAAGACAAGUACAAAGCCGCCGCGACGAGGUUCACGACGGAGGCGAUUCAUCAGGCGUUGGUCGACGGCGACAUCCCGCCCAGCGUCUUCAACCACAAGCGCACCGCCGUCUACUCGAUGGAGCGCUACUUCGAGACGGACACGGGCCACAUUGUGCCCUACAACCCCGUGCUGAGCGAGUCGGACCUGGCGGUGCCGACGCUGGAGUUUCCCAUUCUCUUCUGCCGCACCUGCCGCAUCGCCCGCGGUCCCCGCACGCACCACUGCCGGGUGUGCAACAACUGUGUGGAUGGCAUGGACCACCACUGCCGAUGGACGAACUGCUGUAUCGGCCGCAACAACUACCCCUACUUCUUCAUGACCCUGCUGUCCCUGCACGUCAUGGGUGGCUACAGCGUCUUGUACAAUUUAAUUCAAGCGAUGGAGCUGAUCAACCAUCACAAGUCAUGGACGCUGUGGCAGGUUCUUCGGCACGUGUACGGCAUGCCCAUCAUCGUCUACGCCUGCUUCUUCUUCAUCGGCCUCUUCUUCUUCCCUCUCUUUCUCGGGCACAUCUACAUGACCAUGAUGGGGCUAACAACGAAUGAGCUGCUCAAGAAGAAGUGGACGGAGUCAACGUACUUUUGUGGGGUGAAUCCGUGGUCGCACAAGCAUUGGUGGCUGAACGUUUAUUCGAGGCUACUGAAAAAGUGGCCGGCGACUCCGGACGACCCGUUAAAGUGGAUGGACUCGCGGUACUACUACGGCGUUGCUGUGGCGGCUGCCGUGGAGGAUCAGAAGGUAGACUGGCUUAUCGCCCUCCCUCCGGAGGAGCGAACGAAGGUGGAGGAGCGGGCGGCGGCCCAGCGCGACGACGACGCAAAGGCACGUCCUGCGCAGGAAAGGGCGAUUAUUGAGGAGGCGAUGCGGAGGCGUGAACUUCACGUCGCAGGUGAGUGA